ACUUAUGCUGAAGCAGCUAGAAGUGUGUAAACGAAAAUGUUAGAGAAUCGAUUUAAUUGGCAAGACUCCAGCUAUCGGCAGAAUUAGCAGGACUUCUAGUCUCUCCCAAAUUCAGAAAUGUAUUUCCACAACGGCCCAAACCCCAGUUUUGCAUAAAUUGGCUUGUACGCUUUCACCUUACUCUAGUAUCUAGUAUAUCCACUGGCUAAGACCUUUCCGUUAGAAAAUACGCAGUACACAGAGCAAUGGCAAGUCUCCAUUGCUGUGGUGACCAAAGAGGUGCCAAGGCAUGAUGGGGUAAGAAUUUUAAUGGAAAAUACAAGUAUUUGCAGCGAGGAUAAUAUGAAAGUAAUCGUCGCGAAAUCGGAGAACUGGAUACGUAAAUCAAAAGUGGGAUACAAUUGCAAGUAUGGUAAAAGAGGUCUGGAUAGACGUCCCUUCGGCCGUCUUUACUACACUGCAACAUAGCAUCCCUCAGCAUCCCGAUCUUCUUGACACGCAAAUAUGGCUACUGGAACACAGCCAGUGCUGGGUUGGAUUGGUCUCGGUUCCAUGGGUCUAAACAUGGCGAAGAACCUUCAGAAACACCUCACAGCAUCAGUGGCUCCGCCAUUGAACUUCACCAACCGAACCUUAUCACGUGGGGUAUCCCUUGUAGAACUUGGCGGAAUCCCAUGCGCAACGAUUGCAGAACUUGUCUCAAAAGCAGAUAUUAUUUUCUCAUCUAUAAGCGAUGAUUCCGUCCUUGACAAUAUCGUCUCCAAAAUGCUAGCAUGCAGCAGCCUGGUAGGAAAGAUCAUCGUCGACACUUCAACAGUACAUCCAGACAGUUCAGUCAGAGCCUCUAAGAAGUUGACUGAAGCUGGGGCGGUAUUUGUUGCUGCUCCCGUGUUUGGCGCAUCCCCAGUAGCAGAAGCUGGACAACUACUUUUUGUUGUCGCUGGACCUAGAGUAGCGACCGAAGCUAUUGCUCCAUACCUGAAAGGUGUGAUGGGACGAGAGGUUAUAAGCCUCGGGGAGGAUGUGUCGAAAGCGAGCUUGAUGAAGACAUCAGGAAACUUCAUCACAGCAGGAAUGAUGGAAAUUGUGGCAGAAGCCCAUGUCUUUGCUGAGAAGACUGGCUUGGGCAGUGAGGCAAUGGAACUGCUGAUCAAGGAGAACUACGGUCCUCUGGCAUACACAAUAUCCAGAAGAUUGACAACGGGUGUCUAUUUUCCGGCAAAAAAUGAGAAACCGUGGUCUGAUAUCAAUCUUGCUAUUAAAGAUGUUGGACAUGGUGUCAAUUCUGCAGAAAAAGCAGGCGCAAGACUCAAGAUUGGAGAAAUCGUACUCGGGCAUCUGAAUGAAGCGAAAGGUUAUGCAGAGAGUCAGGGUGGAAGGGCAAUGGACUCUUCGUCUAUGUAUGGUGUCAUUCGGAGGGAUGCUGGACUCGACUUUGAGACAGACUUGGUGAGGCAAAGAGAUUCCUGAAUAGCAAGUAAUGUAUAUGAUGGAAGCAUAAGAUAUGCAGACAGCAAUGAUUUGAUACUGAGAUUUUCUCACCCAACAUAUUGUCAAAUGAGAGACAUCAAAA
This is a messenger RNA of Cadophora gregata, 1573 nucleotides long. RefSeq lists its product as uncharacterized. The transcript has 7 exons. The record is from RefSeq and is a predicted model, not a curated record. Bases 505 to 1470 code for a protein of 321 amino acids. Gene Ontology annotation, molecular function: oxidoreductase activity, acting on the CH-OH group of donors, NAD or NADP as acceptor; NAD binding; NADP binding. NCBI's taxonomy places the organism in Eukaryota, Fungi, Ascomycota, Leotiomycetes, Helotiales, Ploettnerulaceae.